Messenger RNA from Aegilops tauschii subsp. strangulata, 693 nucleotides. The record is from RefSeq and is a predicted model, not a curated record. NCBI's taxonomy places the organism in Eukaryota, Viridiplantae, Streptophyta, Magnoliopsida, Poales, Poaceae.
AUGGAGGUUCCUGUAAAGAAUACCAUGCUGGACACCGCGCACCGAUGGUGCAAGUGGCAUGUUCUAAUGAAGGCUAAAGAGUCGCUCGAAGCACUAUACACGAAAAAUAAUGUGUUCCGUGCAGAGUUCCACAAAGUGGUCAAUGACAUGAUAACAAUUGAAGAGUUUGAGGAGGCGUGGCGCUUUCUCAUUGAGAAGUACAACCUUAGGACACAUCCAUACAUGACCAAGAUAUACAAGAUAAGGCACAAGUGGGCGAAGCCUUAUUUCAAAAGUGUUUUCUGUGUAAAGAUGACGAGCACGCAGAGGAGUGAGAGCGCGAACCACAUGCUGAAAAACUAUGUACCACCUGGGUGCCCAAUGCAUUUAUUCGUGAAUAAAUACAUGAGACUUCAGUUCGACCGUGAAUCAGAAGAGAAUUACGAGGAUAAGAGAACCAGAAUUGGGAGGCCGCUGAUGAGUGCCAACUUGGCUAUCGAGCGGCAUGCUGCAGAGAUCUACACACAAGCUAUGUUCGAGCAAUUUGGACAUAUACUAUACGAGUCCGGCGCAUACCAAGUUGAAGAAGUGGAGAAGAACAAAUUGUAUGUUGCGACACACACCAAGCCGGAACGCAGGGAGAAAUGGCGCAAGGUUAGGAAGCAGCUGCUGGAUUGUUUGUCAUCUCUUCGUGCUGUGUCGUUGAAUGCAUGA